This is a messenger RNA of Suillus discolor, 929 nucleotides long. RefSeq lists its product as uncharacterized. The record is from RefSeq and is a predicted model, not a curated record. The coding region runs from base 119 to 673 and encodes 184 amino acids. The transcript is spliced from 5 exons. Lineage: Eukaryota; Fungi; Basidiomycota; Agaricomycetes; Boletales; Suillaceae.
UCUUCAUCGUCAGUUUAUGACCAGCGUGACAACAGGCAACUUUGCAACUUUUGGCCCACUCAUCGUUCCUUCCCAUGGUCCCUUGAGACUGAAAAGCUGUUCCAAUGGGUGAAUCGUGAUGCAUCGAUGCUGGGUCGUAUAUCAUAUAUCAAGCUUUCCAAUCAUUCUCAUCUCACGCCAUCCUCCCUUCGCGUCGAGUUUGUUCGGGGCCUUAACUGAAAACCCUCUCCUGUUCGUUGCGCCUCCCGAUAUGGUCAAUUGCCAAUUGGCAAGAUUCACAAGUGAUCGAGGACUGGAGCGCGAUAUCACAUUUGUCAUGCUAGGAUUAUACGGAUGGAGUUACAUAAAUUCCUGCCAGGUCGAAAGUGCUCUACUUCGCCGCCAGCUUCCAUUUCGAUGGCGAAUGGUGAGCACAUGUAUGGUAUUUGAGUUUGACGCGUUUCUUCAGGUUCCCUAUUUGAUCGGUCGGACGUGCUUCCUCGUGACUCUUAUACUCUCGUUAGUGCGUCUACGACAAUACUCGGUGCUAUCAACCAUUGCAGACGUGUUUAAAUCUCUGGCGUUCUCAGGUAAUAUCGUUGUAGUUUGUACAUCCACGAACCUUGUCAUCCGUUUCCUGAUGAACCAUUCACCUUCUGAUGUUUACUUUGAUAAUGCCGUACUUGAAGGGUGACUCGCUGUGCAGAAAUAUGAAUAAGAAGAGGUGCAUCAGCAAACUACAACUUUUUACUAAUGCAAAGCACUGGGCUUUCCAUAGAUUACUGUGUCAUUCGUGAUUCGUUGUGAUCCAUUGUCAACACUGAAGCUGCUGGUUCAUGUCUGCCACUGUCCAGAGCCAGUUUUCUGCGCGAUUAUCACACCGAUCCGAUAAUAAAAGUCAAAACAAGUACAAUGGAGCUCUCCGUCAUUAAUUUAUUACUCACUGAAUA